ACACGGUGCGUAUUGCUCCACUUUCCUCCUCGGUACCCAUAGCGUAUAUAUAGCGUAAGGGUAGCGUCUCUCCUUUUCAUAAGAUCUCUGUCAGUGUCACAAAACAUGAUGCGAGCAGCUGUUCUCGUUCUUGCGGUCAUCGUUGGAGCAUACUCGUCCCCCGACGAGAUCUCCCGUCGAGUGGCCAAAGCGAACAACAUCCUCGGAGUCAACCUCCUGAAAGAACUACCUACAAACAAGAACCAUGUCUUCCUCUCACCGUUCAGCAUCAGCAUGGCGAUGUCUAUGGUCUACCGCGGUGCAAGAGGCGUGUCGGAAAAGGAACUCGGCGACGUCCUGGGCUACGAGAAGGCUGGCCUUCAAGGAAGCACAGAGCUCUUAUCGGCCACGCAGAAGUUCUUCCGAGACCGUGACGGGAAGAAAGACGUUGUCUUAGAAGUCGCCAACGCCGUCCUAGUAAACAAAAGCUUCCCGAUAGUGGAGUCGUACAAGAAAGACCUGCGUGACGUGUUUCGAGCGAAUCUUAAGGAGGUAGACUUCUCGAGGGAAUCUCAGCGUGUAGCCUCUGAAAUCAACCAGUGGGUGUCCACCAAGACGAGAGGCCAGAUCAGCAAAGUCGUCAGCACUAUCCCUAAAGACACCCUCCUUUUUAUCAUGAACGCUGUCUACUUCAAGGGAGACUGGACAUCGAAGUUUGACGCCAAGCGGACCAAGAAGCUUCCUUUUUACAACUAUGGCAAGACUGAAAAGCAAGUGAAUAUCAUGACGCAGACGUCAAAGUACAGCUACACGGUAAGCGAGGAACUCAAAGCUAGUCUAAUCGAACUACCGUACAAAGGAAAAGAAUUCAGCAUGGUCAUCGUUCUUCCACUUAAACGCGACGGCCUGGAGGCCUUGUUGACAGAUGUCACAGCUGCAAACCUGGAAACUGCCGUGAGUAACUUUGAUUCUAGGACCGUCGUCCUGAAGCUGCCAAAGUUCAAGCUGGAAUCCGAGUUCAGUCUCGUUAAACAACUGAAAGGUCUCGGUGCUCAGUCCAUCUUUCAAGCCAACGCGAACCUCACGGGAAUCAAUGAACGCGGAGACUUGGUCGUAAGCGAUGUGCUUCAUAAAGCCCUGGUUGAAGUGAACGAAAAAGGAAGCAAAGCUGCUGCCUUCACGUCGAUUUCGAUGCGAAAUAAAAGCCUGACUAGAGGACGUACUCCACCUAUCGAGUUCAAUGUGGAUCAUCCAUUCUUGUUCUUCAUUCGAAGCAAGGUGACUGGCUUGAUUCUAUUCAUGGGUGCAGUGAACGAACUGUGAUUCAGUUCCUGUGAUUCCUCCCUUCCCUUACUUUACUCCCUUACUUACUUCCUGUGAUUCAGUGAGGAAUGUGAAGGCGUCAACUGCCGAGAAAGACGGUUUAGGACAACACAUCAUGUUUUUAAUCUACUUAAUUGAUGUAUGCAGUUACUUUGAUUAGUUCACACGAUACACCAAUUACAUGUGGACAUCGACUUCAUUAGUAGGUAACGAACACACCAUGUAUAAGCUGCAGAGCAGCUAUGUUUCGCAAAGCGUACUGAAUGUGCAAGUGCUCAAUGGAGUGCGAUGAUAAUCCCAGCCCACGUGUUUACGCGUGGGCUUGGAUUAUCCCACAUAUAUGUGGGAUUAUUCCCACAGGUCACCUGCCAACCAUUCCGGACCGAUGAUUAUAGAAUAAUAAUAAGGGCCAACCAUUCCCAUGUUAGCUUUCGCUAGAUUGUGCUGUAAUUACUCUUCUUAUCCUAGCGUAACACUUCACUAAUAAUUUUAUAACUAACUCUGUAUGCGUGAAGCACCCAUGAGUAGUAGAAAAUGGAAACCCAAACGAAAAAAACAAAAGGAAUGUAAGGGCCCGCAAACAUAGAUGUCGGCUACUCAAGAGAAAGGGAGUAGUAAGCCAAAUCCUCACAGACUGACCACUCUAAGAACAUAUUAAACGAAUCCAUAUUCGUUGUGCCACGUGGUGGCAAUGCAUUGUGGGUGGUGUUCGUAUUGGUUUGGAGGAGGCGGUGACGAUACAUUUAUCUACGUUUAUCAGUGUGAGGUUUCUGUUUUUCACACAGGCUUGCGGAACAUGCAAAAUAGAAGGCAAUCUCCCUCCUCUAUGCAAUAAUAAAUCUAGGGCAGAUA
This is a messenger RNA of Ornithodoros turicata, 2154 nucleotides long. Its product is annotated as intracellular coagulation inhibitor 1-like. The record is from RefSeq and is a predicted model, not a curated record. NCBI's taxonomy places the organism in Eukaryota, Metazoa, Arthropoda, Arachnida, Ixodida, Argasidae. Gene Ontology annotation, molecular function: serine-type endopeptidase inhibitor activity. The transcript has a single exon. Bases 106 to 1302 code for a protein of 398 amino acids.